Molecule: messenger RNA, 1110 nt
Organism: Neoarius graeffei (lesser salmon catfish)
Lineage: Eukaryota; Metazoa; Chordata; Actinopteri; Siluriformes; Ariidae
Gene: pop7
Product: POP7 homolog, ribonuclease P/MRP subunit
Exons: 2
Coding region: 118-573 (151 amino acids)
Biological process (GO): tRNA 5'-leader removal
Cellular component (GO): nucleolar ribonuclease P complex; nucleus; ribonuclease MRP complex
Molecular function (GO): nucleic acid binding
Source: RefSeq, a predicted model, not a curated record
CCACUUUGUCCAGGACUGGCUGCCCCAGCAAAUUCAGCCCAAGAGCAGAUUGUUUGAUGCUAAGAGAAGUCUACAAGAACCCCAGAAUUUCAUCACUGGAUCUGCAGAAGCUGUGAAAUGGCAGAGCCUCGGAGUCAGGUCUCGGCUUCUAUGUCCCAGAAGUCCCUGGGAUUUUCAGCCUCGGAGGGGCCAGCAACAGAGAUGGAUCCAGUGGAGUAUACCCUCCGCAAGCGGCUGCCCAGGAAACUACCAAAGCGGCGCAAUGAUGUUUACAUCAAUAUGAAGACCGAUUUCAAAGCACAGCUGGCCAGGUGUCAGAAGCUGCUGGAUGGUGGUGCAGGUCAUAAGGAGAUCUGCAUUCAUGGCCUCGGACUUGCUAUCAAUCGGGCCAUUAACAUUGCUCUUCAGUUGCAGGCAUUCAGUCAGGGGGCACUUCAACUCGCUGCCAACACCUCCACUGUAGAGCUUAUAGAUGAUCUGGAACCUGAGGAUCCAGAUGAAGCUGGGGAGCCACUAACACGCACACGCAACAACUCUGCCAUCCACAUCAAAGUGUUCUACCCCAAUGCUUAAAGGCAGAUCCCACUAUGAGGUUUAAGAAGUAAGACUAUUGACUUCAUGUCCACGUUGAAAAUGUAUGAGAAAAGGACAAGCCAGUGUUUGAGCCGAGUUGUAAGCUUUCUUCUUUGCUAAUGCGCUGAACAUGCCACCUGUUACAACGAAUUACAAACAUUGCUGAAGACGUGCCAAUCGGAGACAUUCAGUAGAUGAAACUGCAUAAUGUAAAAUGAUAUUUCUGUUUGAACUGGAAUUUUUUUUUUUAGAAAGGCCUUGUGUGAAUUUAGCUGAGCUGUGCUGUCCAAACCUACCAAUUCACUGACAGUAGAUGGGAUCAAAUACGCUGCAGGGAGGAGAACUGUGACCUGUGUCUGUGAAUCCUGUUUCCAUAGUUCUCAUUCAACCCGCACAUUACACACUUUGUGCUGCUGUGUUGUUUUGGAAUUAUAAUUAUUAUUGUGACUAUGCAUGUCAGAUUUCCUGAAGGACAAAUUGACGUUGUUGUUAUUGUUUUAAUUAAUCUUAUUUUUGAGCAUAUUUGUUGUGUAAAUA